GUAAAUAAAAAAAUUAUUUAUUUUGAGAGACAGAGACUGUCUCUGUCUGAGUUGGGGAGGGGUAGAGAGAGAGGGAGACAGAGAAUCCAAAGCAGGCUCUGCGCUGUCAGCACAGAGCCCAGUGCAAAGCUCGAACUCACGAAAUUGUGAGAUCAUGCCCUGAGCCGAAACCAAGAGUCAGACACUUAACUGACCGAGCCACCCAGGUGCCCCUAAAUGCAGUUCUUCACAUACAGUCCAAGAGUAAAACAUCUUGGGAAUAGUAGUUAUGUAUCUUAUAUGUUUGCUACUAUGACCUGAGCUUGUUUAUUUGCUGGCUUCUUUAGCAACUGCAUCUGAUUUUAGGCUAAUACUGAAGCUGAAGUUCUGCUUAGUUAAUUCACUCAGAAUUUUUUAUCCCAUGGAUUGCUGUUACAUCUAAAGGCAAAACCUUAUGAGACUCCCUUUAAAAAUUCAGCUUAUUUUGGCACAACCAUUCACCUUUCUUUGAAUUGCUGUUCUGUCACCCAGCAUUUUAGCUGUUUCUUUCAUCCACAAGCUUUAUAGGUAUAUUUUCUGUCAUUUUCUAAGUCACUAUUAAAAAUAUUAUAUAGAAUGAGGUCAAGUACAGGACCUUACAGUGGUGCAAGAUAAGUGGCAGGUGAAAAGAUGUAGCAAGUAUGUAACUAUGUGAGGAAGCUAAAAUGUUAGCAAAGAGUGAAGGUCUUGAUUCAGUGUUACUUCUUUGUGGACUGUGGGUGGUGCCUAAGCUAGAACUCUUGCAAAAUGAGAGCAGUUGAAUUUUUUAGAGGAAGGUCUGGUAGCAGGGGGGGCAGUUUUACCUAAGAAUGAAGCCAGUUGUGAUUCAUAGGAUUGAUAGCUUACCUUUCAUUUUAUUGGUCUCACCUGAAUCUUCCACUUUAAGAUAUUCAUGAGCCUUAACUUCAAUUAGGCCUUUUUAUGAAUGGCGUUGAAAAUUUUGGAGGACUUUAGAUACUUUUUUUAUUACCAAGGAUGUACCUGAAUCACAUACUUCCUCUUCAGGAAUGCCUGGUCAUUUAUCAUUUCCCAUUUUUCUAUUUCUUUUUCCUGUUGGUCUUUUUCUGAAUUUUUAAGAGCCCAUCGUUGUUUGUUAUAUUUGCUGCAAAUAUUUCUCCUCGUCUUAUCAUUUGACUUUGUUUAUGGAAUCUUAUGUCACUAUUAAAGUUGCAUACCUCUCUAUUAUCAGAUUUACAGUGUGCUCUCCCCCAUUUAUGGUUUCAAGUUCCCUGUGUUGCUUAGACAGUCUUAACUCGCCCAUUAACAGGUAAUAAAAAUAUCCUCUUACAGUUUUAACUUUCUAGCUCUUCAAAAAAACCUAAACCAUAUUUAUCAUUUUUAAGAUCUAUGGCCAGAGAGUCAGUCCUUUAAAAAUGAAUUUUUACAUAUGUGUGAAAAUGUGUCUUGCAUUCAGAAGAGCAUACAAAAUGUGUGUAUUCAGUAGAAAGAUAGAUCUUUGUUUUCAUCACCCAUAUGACAAAGUAGACCAUCUCACACACAUCAGUAACCACUGUCGGGACCCUUGUCUUAAUUAUCCUCUUGCUCUUCUCUAUACUUUAACCCUCAAUGUAUCUAUUCCUACCUGAGCAACAUAUUGUUUAGUUAUGAAACAUGGAGUAACAACCUCGCUGUGUGAAGAAAGGGCAGUUUGCACUGUUGGGGAAAGCUCUGAGGACAGGAGAAGCUGACCAGUCUGCCUUCAGCCUCACUGAGACUUUCCAGUGAGGAAACUUGGAGAAGUCAUUGGGUGAGGUCAUGAGAGAACUUUGGAAACUCAGGGCCACCACAGAUGGAGGGAUUUGGUUGGGCCCUUGUGUGGGACCAGGGUAGAUUUCCAGCAGAGGUGUGGUAAUAGGAUGGGUGCUCACUGUGGCCCACCUCUUGCUCCCGUGAGCAGGUCAGAGUAGAACACUUGGGUAAAAUGAGGGUCCCCAGCUGAACCUCUGUCCUGGAGGGGAGAAUAGGAACUUCAACAACACACAGCCACGACCAACCAAGUCCAGACAAACAGCUGAGCCUGAGCCACACUCCCUGGGCAUCAUUCUUUCCUCAGAUUAAAAAGAAAAUGCACAAAACUAUAUGAGUGUGUGUGUGUGUGUGUGUGGUUGAUUAUUAUUACUUGUGGUAGUCCUGUAAAGUUUCCAUGAACACUGAAUUAGCAAAUACUGAGCAAUUGCUUCUAGGGGAAAUUCAGGGUUAGGUUCCUGUAAGCCUCUGGUCACAUUUUCAUAAGUAGACCAGUCUUGUUUUAUAAGUGAUUCUGUUGAAAGACAUCCUACUUAAUAUAUAUUGUUGAUUUAUGAAUAUAGAACUCAGCCAACAGCACUACAACUCAUGCCUGAACAAAGCUUCUCUAAUAUCUGUUUUCCCUGUAAGACACAUCACAGCUUUAUGAUGCUUAGGAACACUAGACAGCACUACAGCACUACCUUUAGGGGCCAUUUUAAACUGUGAAACUACCUAUAAACAGUACAAAAAGGUAAGAACCAUGGCACUAAAUAGGCCAUGAAAAGGACACUUAUUUAAAAUAUGAGGGCAGAAACAAGAAGGGAGAGUGUUGCCUUUGUUUGUUUGAAUAUUUAUUUAUUUUGAGAGAGUGUGUGUGCGAGCAGGAGGAGGGGCAGAGAGUGAGGGAGAGAGAGAAUCCCAAGCAGGCUCUGCAUUGACAGAGCAGUGCACCCCAAGGUGCAUUAAGUUCUUAAGAUUACUUCCCCUGCAUCCUUUCUCCAGAAACUAUAGAAGUAUAUGCUACCAAAAGAAUGAGAGGAAAACAAUGGGAAGAUGGAAUCUAGGAAUCAGAAGACCAAUACAAGAGAGAAAGCAGCAACAAAAAUCUCCAGGAAGCAGGUGCUUGUGUGUCUCAGUCGUUAAGCAUCUGACUUUGGCAAAGGUCACGAUCUCACGGUUUGUGAGUUCGAGUCCCGCAUCUGGUGAGCUCCAUCCCUGCUUUGGGUAAGCUCGAAUCCCACAUGGGGUGAGCUUGAGCCCCACUUCCGGUGAGCACAAGCCCCCCAUUGGGUAAAACACGAGUCCCGCUUCGGGUGAGCCCUGCUUCUCUCUCUCUCCCUCUCUCCCCCCUCCCCCUUUCCCCCUCCCUGGUGGGAUUCUCUUUCUCUCUGCCCUUUGCUCACUUGUGGCUCGCUCGUGCGCUCUCUCUCUCUCUCUCAAAAAAAAAAAAAAAAAAAAAAAAAUCACUAGGAAGCUAGGUGAUAAAGUGGCAACCCCCAGAAUCACUAGUCCACGUGAGAGCAGUGACUCACAAAGCCAUACAUGUCAAGUGGCCAUCAUCCAGAUCCUUAGGCCACAGUAUUGUUUUACACUGUUUACUGAAGUUUAACACAUUCAGACAAGUACACAAAUCAUAAACACAGCUUGGUUUUCACAAAGUGAACACAUCCUGUGCAGCACCUAGAUCAAGUAACAGCAUAUUACCAAAGCCCCAGAAGUCUUCCUCAUGCCCCUUCUAGUAACUACCCAAGUGACUAUCUUGACUUCUUUUUUUUUUUUCUUAAAAUUUUUUUAAUGUUUAUUAGUUUUUGAGAGAACGUGAGUGGGGGAUUGGCAGAGAGAGGGAGGCAGGCUCCAGGCUCCAAGCUGUCAGUACAGAGCCCGAUGCGGGGCCCAAACCCUUGAACUGUGAGAUCUUGACCUGAGCCGAAGUCGGACACUUAACUGACUGAGCCACCCAGGUACCCCACUAUCUUGACUUCUAACGUUCUAGAUUAAUUUUCCAUUUUGUUCAUAUAUAUGUAUAAACAUACAUACAUACAUAUAUAGUAAUGCUUGCAGCGUUUUCACGGUCAUCCGUGCACAUUACUAGCUGAGGUUAUAAAAGGCAACACAUGGGGCUCCUGGGCAGCUCAGUUGGUUGAGUAUCUACCGUCUCUUGAUUGCGGCUCAGGUCACGAUCUCACGGUUCAUGGGUUCAAGCCCCACGUUGGGCUUGCUUGGGAUUCCUCUCUCCCCUGCUCGCUCUCUCUCUCCCCCUCCCCCUCUCUCUCAAUAAAAACUUAAAAAAAAAAAAAAAAAAAAAGGAACCUAAUCCACCUUAAAAUGCACUUGAACGAUAACUUCCCUUGGUGUAGAAUUUUAAUUUGGAAAUUUCUUUCCUUUAGAACUUUGAUGACAUUAAUGCAUCACCUUUUACUGUCCCAAGUGUACCUGUUGCAAACAUCAGAUUUUCUUUAUCUUUGUGUGUAACCUCUACUCCCUUCUUCUCCCCACCCCUCUUCUAGAAGCUAGUAGAAUUAGAAUCUCUUUUUUAUGUCUGCUCUUCUGAAAUGUGAUUGGUAGGUCUCCUUUUAUCCACUGUGUUGGGUAUUCUAUGGGCACUUUCAUUCUGGCAAUUAAUAUCCUUUUUUUUCUGAGUUUUCUUCAGUUAUUUUGUUGGUUAUUGCCUCCCCUCCAUUUUCCCACUUUUAGGAUACUGAAACUUCCGGACAAGUGUUCCAAUUUUCUUCUCUUUAUGCUCUAUUCUUUCUCUCCCCCACCCUUUCUCUUGGAAGUAAUUCAGUUACUUAACCCCAGCUCCUCUGUUUUCAGUAAAAAAUGUUCUUUACAUGAGUUCCCUAGGUUCGAGACCCUCUGUUUUACCCUCUUUAAUCAAUAAACUUUUACUUUUCGCUUGGAGUGUACUGUUGGAGAGACAACUUAGAAAUUUAAAUGCUUCCUGACUCUUUAACUGUAAAGAACAAACUGAUGGUUACCAGCAAGGAGCUGGGUGGGGGAAUGGGUUAAAUACGUGAUGGGGAUCGAGGAGUGCACUUGUGAUGAGCACCAAGUGAUGUAUGGAAGUGUUGAGUCACUGUAUUGUCCACCUGAAACUAAUAUUACACUAUAUGUUAACUGGAUUUAAAUCGAACCUUAAAAAAAAAUUUAACUUUUUCUCAAAGAGCUUUUACAUAUUACAUCUGUCUACAGUUCUCCACCCUGACUUUCGUUCCAGUGGUACCUGAUGCUGCCAGUCCUGGACAUUUUGUUGUAUCCGCACUGUAAAUUGGGUUGUUUCUUAGCUUUCCCCUUUACCCAUUCUAGGAUUCAGCUGUCUUCAAUUUCCUAAGCCCAUUACCACUCAUCCGUCUACUUUCCAUCUUCCAAAUUUUGUUGCUAUUGUUUACUCUUACUCUAUCAUUAUGAAAUUGUCAAUUUUUAAAUUCCAUUACUAAAGAGUUUCAGAAAAGAACAGCAUUAGAUUUUACCUUGUUACCUGUUCUAUAGAAGACUUCAUUUUUAAAAAAUUAUGGCUCAGUCUCAAAUGCAGUUGUCAGUACCUUGCUGCCCAGUCUGGUGGCCACUAGCCAUAUGGGCACUUGAAAUGUGGCUAGUGUGGAACUGGAUUUCAAAUUGUAUUUAGUUUUGGGGCGCCUGGGUGGCUCAGUCGGUUGAGCGUCUGACUUCAGCUCAGAUCAUGAUCUCGCAUUUCAGGAGUUUGAGCCCCACAUUGGGCUCUGGACUAACAGCUCAGAACCUGGAGCCUGCUUCCGAUUCUGUCUCCCCCUCUCACUGCCCCUCCCCUGAUCGCGUUUUGUUUUUCUCUCUCAAUAAACAUUAAAAAAAUUUUUUUAAAUAACUUAUAUUUAAUUGUAAGCAAUUCUAUUUAGGGGUGCCUGACUGGCUCAGUUGGAAGAGCACGCAAUUCUUAAUCUCAGGGUGGUGAGUUCAAGCCCCACAUUGGGUGUAGAGAUUACUUAAAUAAAUAAAAACUUAAAAAGAAAUUACAUUUAAAAAGUCACAUGUGCGGGGAACCUGGAUGGCUCAGUCAGUUAAGCAUCCGACUUUAGCUUAGGUCAUGGUCUCAUGGUUCGUGAGUUCGAGCCCCAUGUCAGACUCAGCACAGAGCCCACUUCAGAUCCUCUGUCCCCCCCCCCCUCUGCUCCUCCUCCACUGGUUCUCUCUCACUCACUCAAAAUAAAUAAAUUUUAAAAAAUAAAUAAAAAUUAAAAAGUUGUAUGUGGCUAGUAGCUACCAGACUAGACAGCACAGGUCCAAUGCUGAUUAAGUAAGAAUUGGGAGUAAGUUCUUUUUUAUUUUUUAUUUUAGAAAGAUAGUGAGCAUGCAAGUGGGGGAGAGGGGCAGAGGGAAAGUGAAAGAGAACCUUAAGCAGGCUCCACAUUCAGUGCAGAACCCAACAUGGGGCUUGAUCCCAUGACCCUGGGAUCAUGACCUGAGCUGAAAUCAAAAGUUGGAUGCUCAACUGACUGAGCCACCCAGGUGCCCCUGGGAGGACUAAUCAACAUAUCUACCAUAAGGAAAAAAAUUUUUCCUAUUUCCUUUACCAUAAGGAAAUUAUUUUUUCCUAUUUUCUUCUCCUUUCUUAUAUCAGUAUGAGCACAUGGAUUCCUAUAUUCAGUGGGUUAUAAUCUGGUACUUUUAUUAUUUAUUUUGGUGCUCAGAUUAUCCUAGAUUUGACCAAUGGAAACCCCUUCAAAGUUUCUUCUGUAUCCUUUUGACAUAUAUCCAUCAUUCUUUCUGCAUCAUUCAUUCUAGAACUAGAUAUUACAGGCUCAUGUACUUGCCCUGCCCCAGUCCCUGAAAUCAACUUUCCAGGGAGCUCAGGUUCCUCUUAGUGGAGGGUGCUGUUUAGAAACCAAGAUCAUGGUGCUGUGUGUGCUCAUUGCUACCGGAGCAUCACUGCUUCUAGACCCCCCCUCAGCUGAUAAGGUAUUUUAAUGGCUAGGGGCUGUUGCAUUGGACAGUACAGAUAUAGACAUUUCCAUCAUUACAAAAAGGGAAAAGGUGGGGUUACUAGUUUUCUGAGUGGGAUGCAACUGGCUGGUGAUGGCAGUGCUGGGGCUGGAGCCCCUCUGCUGCUGGAGGGAUGCUUUCUCUCUCCCGCUAGGGCCUCCCAUUGGCAGAAUGUAAACCAGAAGCCAGCUGCCGAGACAGUUUGCAGACCCGAGACCAUGGUUGCUUAAUCUCAGCACCAUUAACAUUUUGGGCCAGGUGACUAUACUGGGCUUUGUAGGAUGUUUAGUAACAUACUUGGCCUUUACCGGCUUGAUGCCGGUAUCUCCCUCCCUCCAAAUCAAAUGUUUCCAUACAUUGCCCGAUAUCUCUUGGAGGGCAAAAUGGCCCCUGAUUAAGAACCACCUCCUAGACCCAGCAUUGCAGAGCAAAGUAUAGAAGGGUAGGCUUGAGGGGGCGCCUGGGUGGCUCGGUUGGUUGAGCAUCCGACUUCGGCUCAGGUCAUGAUCUCACGGUCCGUGAGUUCAAGCUCCGCAUCAGGCUCUGUGCUGACAGCUCAGAGCCUGGAGCCUGUUUCAGAUUCUGUGUCUCCCUCUCUCUCUGCCCCUCCCCUGUUCAUGCUCUGUCUCUCUCUGUCUCAAAAAUAAAUAAACGUUAAAAAAAAAAAAUUAAAAAAAAAAAAAAAGAAGGGUAGGCUUGAAGCUGAGAAAUAGUAGUAAUAACCAGUACCUUACUCUUGGAUUCAGAUGUCCCUGAUGUCCUUGAAAUGUGAAGGAAGGGAAGAGAAGUUAAUAUGUCUGUGACAGCCCUGCAAUAUAGAAAGAUUAUUAUAUGUUUUUUUUUUCUUUAAUUGAUGAAAAACAAUCACUUUGCAGUCAGGCAGGAUUCAAAUCUUUGCCAGUAAUUUGUUUACCUGCUCCUAAAGUUUGCUCUAGAAUUUUGUACCUUGGAGUUAUUACCAUACCUUUUUUCAGUGGGUGAACUGCUUUUUUGAGUGUUGCAUUUCAAAGUCAUUACUGAUAUGUUGUCAACCUGGAUGCAUAUUCUGUAUGUUGCCCUACUCAGGGUCAUACUGCUGAGAAUCAUGGCUAGAAAUGUUCAUAUGUAGAGAGAAGAAGAAACAUGAAUAGUAUUUAUAUCAAAGACAAGGUUUGGGGUGCCUCAGUUAGUUAAGCGUCCUACUCUUGAUUUCAGCUAAGGUUGUGAUCUCAUGAUUCAUGAGAUUGAGGCUUACAUUGGGCUCUGUGCUGACAGCACAAAACCUGCUUUGGAUCUCUCUUUCCCCUCUGUCUGCCUCUCUUCCGCUUGUGUUCUCUCUCUCUCCCCCUCCCCUCCUCCGGUCAAAAUAAAUAAACAUUUUUCUAAAACCAGUACUUUGGGGUGCCUGGGUGGCUUGUCACUUAAACGUCCGACUCAUGAUCUCAUGGUUCAUGAGUUUAAGCCCUGCGUCAAGCUCUGUACUGAUGGCAUAGAGCCUGCUUGGGAUUCUGUCUCUCCUUCUGUCUGCCCCUCACUUGCUUAUGUGUGCACUCGCUCUCUCUCUCUCAAAAUAAAUAAACUUAAAUUAAAAGCCAAUGCUUUUAUUUUAUUUUUAGCUUUAGAUAUAUACUUAUAUUUGAAUACCAGUUAAGCUGAUUUCCUAGAGACUUAUUUCAGACUCUAUAAGCACUGUUCGUUUUCCUCAUUUUGUUCUUUCCUUCUUUCUUGUCCAUACUAUUGUAUAUCACUGUCCCUGAUACAAAGAUAUGUCCUCUCUUAAAAGGAAUCUCCCAAAGAUCAGCCUGUUUACAGUAUCUUUCAACUUGUAUGUUUCAUUAUCAUCUCAUACAUAAUGUCUAAAAUUAGACUAGUAUGCUUCCUAAACCAGACUUACACUAUCUCUUUUCUCCUGGUGCUAGAGCAUUCUCUGUACUUUGUGUUCAUUAUUCCUAGUCCCCUCCAGAGUUUUGUGUCUGCUGUAGGUCCCUUUAGUUUAAAAUCAGUGAAGGAACUGGAGCUGAAUAAAGAAAAAUAUGUAACAGUUGAAGGUAACAUUUUUGAGGACCUGUUAGAUUUUAAAUUGGUUAGCCUAGACAAGAGGAGGCAGUGACUGAAUUCUUGUCUUAAACUAUGUAGUGGGUUUCUGAGAAUGAGUUUAGAAUAACUGUUCUAUGUGUGGGUAACAUAGAAGAAAGGGACCUGAGGUUGUUUUGAAGAGAGAAGGUACUUCAGGAACUGCUUGGUACCAAGAGUUGUGUCAGAGGGAGGCUAACUGGGUUCUCUUAAACCCCUCCAACCAGAAUAGUUCAUCUUUUAUUGUUUUGUUUUGUUUUGUUUCUAUGUUGGAUGCAUUUCCAUAGUUGUCUGUCCCUCACUCUUCAUACUGCAGUUUACUUGUUUACAUAUCUUUAUUUCCUAUUAAAUUUUAAGCACUAAAUGGGUACUAUAGGUGUUCAGAUUUUUUUGUUGAUUGAAAUAAUGUUGUUUAGGUAAGUCAAUGCAAAAUUAGCUCCUAAUAUCGAUCCAGGCCAAAUCUUUUCCACAAUAGAAAGAGCUGUCAUGUGCCUUGCUUGACUGGGAAUUUAUCACAAGUGCAUGCACAGACAUUUCUAGCUCAAAUAUCAUUAAAUAGGUAUCAUUAAAUCAUAUGUUUUCUGCUUCCUGUCUGUCAUAUGGUACAUUAAGGAUUUCCAGUUUUCUUCUCCUUUCCUCAAACAGUUGCAGAAAAUUAGUUUCAAAAUAUUUAAACCAUAGGCCAGGAAGUUCAGGAUGCACAAGUUGAGGGCCGGGGUGCUCGUGGGAGGUUAAUACCAUUAAAGUACGUUUAACCCUUUAGUUGUUUGGAAUGACACUCUUUUCUUACACACAUACAAUCUGUCUUUCCAGGCAGUAAGUCCCCUACUGCUAUUUGUGCUUAUUGGCCAAGGCAUCGGGAAGCCAUUCUAAACCACUCCUCUGCUGUGGUCACUGUCCACUAGUACGAUCUUCACACUGCCUUUGAGUUGUUCAGCAUGCCCAGAUCACAUACUGUGCUUGGGAAAGGUCAUUCUUGAAUGCUUUAGCUUGAAACUCAGUGACUAAUUUAUACUCUAGCAGGAAUUAACCAGUAUGGGACGUAGACCCCAUCUCUAGGGCCAAAAAAAAAAAGGAGUUUUAUUUCAUAAUUUCACUAGGUCAGCUAUUUUUCCCAUUUAUACUUCUGCACAAAACCAGACAUUAUCACUAAAAGUCCUCUUCCAUAUCACUUUAUAAGUUGAGAUGGCAUGGGAAAUUUAUCCAUGUUGGUUUGUUUGUUUAUCUUUUAAAGAGAAAAUUUUAAACACAGAAUUAAGGCUUUGCAGAUACAGGUGAAUUCCACUUUAUAUCCUUCCUUGAUUCCAUUCCAUGUCCGUCCUUCUCUCUCUACCUCCCAGAGGCAUUACUUUUUGCAGUUGGUAUGUAUUCUUUCUGUCUGCCUUUCAGUAUGCAUUCCACAUAUGUAUGUGUCCAUAAAUGGUCAUAGAAUACUGUGUUGUGUAUCUUAUUUAUUUACUUAUCUAUUUAUUUAUUGAAAGAGGGAGAGGGAGCAAGUGAGCGAGGGGCAGAGAGAGAGAAGCGAGGCUCACCCAAAGCGGGGCUCAUGUUUUUGUUUUUUUUUUAGCCCGAAGCAUGGCACAUGCUCACACCUAAUCCGGGACUCAAACUCAUGAAUCGUGAGAUUAUAACAUAAGCGGAAGUCAGAUGCUUAAUGACUGAGCCACCCAGGCGCCCCCUGUUGUGUAUUUUUAAAUUUACAUAAGUGGUUCAAAAUAGUAAGCAUGUAUCCUUUCACAGUUUGUUUUUCUGUGAGGACUGAUGGGAAUUGGUGUGUGGAGCUCAGUGUUAUAGCGUUUCAUUGUAUGAUUGUAUUGUGUCAUAGGCUGUUAAUUACCAAGUUUGAAGAUGUGUGUAUGCCAGAUUUCCUUAUAUGUCUGAAAAGACCAAAAAUGAAAAAUAAAUUAUAUAUUUGAGAGUCAGUAUUGAUUAUUGUUCUGCUGUGAAUUGAAGGAGUGAGGCCAGACAUGUUUCCACCUUACUGAGAUUUUAAAUAAAGGAGAUGGUAAUGUUUUUAAACCAUUUACCAAGAUAGGGCAUAGGUUUUCAAAAAUUAGGAAAAUACUACUCUCGAGGGGCUCCUGGGUGACUCAUUCAGUUAAGCGUCUGACUUCUGCUCAGGUCAUGAUCUCACAGUUCUUGAAUUCUAACUGCAUUGGGCUCUCUGCAUCAGCACAGAGCCUGCUUUGAAUCCUGUGCCCCCCACCCCCCACUCCCUCCCCCUCUGCCUCUUCCCUGCUCACACGCUUUCUCUCUCUCUCUCAAAAAUAAGUAUUUUUUUUAAUUAGUCUUAAAAAACAAAAUACUAGUCUAGAGUAAGAACUUGUAAAAUAGUGACUUUAGGUAGAACUGUGUUUGAUUGAUUAUCAACCUCUGUAAAUAAAUACCUAUAGGUACCUGUCUCAGAAGUAAUUCCUCAACCUCAGGGUUUCACUUUAGAGAAGUUAUAUGAUUGACAAAAUUAGAGUCUCUUAGAAAUAGUAAACACUACACUAAAUGUAUCCCUGUGCCACAGCAAAUAAAAAGUACUGAAGACAUCCACUUCUGAAACAAACAAGCGAAAAUGGAUUUAUUGUUGUCAGAAGGCAUGCCUCAGUGGAUGACCCUGCAUGGUAAUCAUUGGCUUGCCACUUAAUGACAGUGUGCUUUUGGAACAAGGUACUUAAUGCCUGUGUCCUCAGUUUAUUCAUCUGUAAAAGAACAACAGGUCAGUGACCACACCAUUUUCAGCAGGUGCCUGGGGCAUCAGGGUCAGUUAAACACUGAUUGGUUGUUGAAGGAACCAUUGCUGGGUAGAGAUGAGCCGAGGGAGAUUCUCCUAUGUUGUGUUAUGCCCAUUUAAGUGUUUUAAUUUCUGUAGCCCCUCCAGGUUUGAGAUUUAGUGUCUUUUUUACUAGUAUUCACUUUUCGAAAGCUCUGGAAAAUGCAAGCACUAGAUAUUUUCAUAAAAAUGAUCACCUUCUCUAAGGACCCUUGUUUUGGGAGGGCUGGAGCACUCUGCCCUGUACCAUAGACCUGCCUGGGAAGGAUUUUCAAACAGAGGAGUAGUUUCUGUGCAGAAACUGAAUUAUACAUACAUACCUAUGAGAAUCCUGGGUUUACACAUUAAACCGUGGCUGACAGUAACCUGUUUCUCCCACCACCGGCCCUGCCCUUUGUUACAGCUGCCAACCAAGCUUUCCGGGGCUGAUGUGGCUGACUGGUAGCUGGUGCCUAGAAGUAUUUGGCACAGCAUUUUUACCUAAUUCGUUUUCUUUUCUCCUAUGGGAAACCAAUCCCUAUUGUUCUGUUCCUUUCUCUUCCCCCUCAAUUUUCAUCAUUCAGUCAUUCUUAUGUCAAGAAGUCUAUGAUAGACACACAUUAAUCCCUUUUCCCUUCUCUUUUAAAUGAGCUCUUAUCUCGUUACUCUAGGAAAAAUGUCCCCUUCUCUUUUCAUUCAUUCAUCAGAUAUUCACUGAAAUCCUUCUGUACCUCCUCUUCCUUCAUCUUAUGUGUGAGUCAGAAAACAGCUCUAAUCAUGGCUGAAGAUAAUAAUAGAUUGAGUAAUAUAGAAUCUUCUCUGUUUCCAGAUAAGAGUUUCUGAAAGGCUGUUCAUCAAUGAGCAAGUCCAUUGUUACUAAGAUGGGUUUCCGUUUGCAGGCCAGGGAUGUUUCUGUGAACUAAGAGCGUAGACUAGUUCUUUAAAACCAAGCAAACCACUCAUUUGUUCCCAAAGGGGCCAACUUCCUGUGCACUGAAAACUUUUAGAGAAUUGUAGAGAAUUUAACUUCCCUCUUUGACAAAAUGAGUAAGGAACUCAGUAAUAAAACAUCCAGCCCCUGCCUUUCUGUCUGCUUUUUGGGGCAAAUCUGAACCGGCUUUGAAUCCUCCUUAGCCACAGAAGAAGAUUUAUCACACUUUGCAAAUACCUCAUCACUUUGUUGUGAGGAUUAAUAAAGUAAUAUAGGUAAGCUUUCUGGCUCACAGUAAUGAUAGAAGUUGCUACUGACAGCACUAGAGUAUAGCUCUAUGUAGCAAAGAUUUUUGUUCCUUGCUGUAUCUGGCACAUAUUAGAUACUCAGUAAAUAAUGAAAGGAUACAUGGAUGCCCCUUAUUGUCACAUAGGACAGAACUUGUAGAAUUCUACCUGAAAACAAUAAAGUAAAAAAGCCGAGUCUCGGUAAUAAAGGGUUGGUUUAAAUUGCCAGGUAAAUGUAUCAGUUUCAAGCGAGUCUACUAAGUGUGAAGAGCAAGCAUACUGCAAACUCCUCGGUGUUUUCCAUACUUCAGUGUUCCUCUCGGUCACUCUGUUCUCUUCCUUCUGAAUCUUGCCCCUCCCCUCCCCCGAACUGUGUACCUCUUUCUCAUUUCUCUUUCUCUGCCCUUGGACUCUCUUUAUAGGUCUUUUCUUGAAUGGUAUAUGUUUGUAUGAGUUUCUCUACCCAGUUUUCUCUUCUCUUGAUUUUCUCCCUUCACCAUCGUAGAGAUUUUUUAAAAUAAACAUGUAUAGAGUUUUGGUGGUGGUGGUUGGUGGUGGUGUGUGGAAAACUCCUGGAGUUACUUUACCUUUGCAAGGCAUGAUUGAAUUUCCUCUGUGAUUCUUUAAUAGACAGAAGGAAAGCUUUUCACUCCUGAUCUAAGCUCCCAGAUUGUGAAGCAUUUUAAAAUUUGUCUUAAAUUCCUUCCUCCUGCAUUUUUGCUUCUGGAAAUAUCCUUUGACCAUCUUCUUUAAUUCUGACUACUUCUGCUUUUCACUGAGUUACAAUAAGUGGUUCAUGAAUUGCUUCCAUGUUCAUCUGAGAUCCUCUUCAAAGGGUUGCAUGAUUUUUCAACCACUUAAUUCAAAGAACCUUUUCUUGGAAAUUGUCCUUAUCAUUAUAAAGUUGUUUUAAUGACAUAGUUCUCUGUGCCGUUCUCAACAUUAAAAUUAUUGUAUAGCAUUUGCAAUAUAAUAUACUGGGUUUUUUUGUUUUUUGUUUUUACUAAGUCACACUUAUUGGAAAUGCAAGGGCCCUGAAGUGCCUGAGUGGCUCAGUUGGUUGUGCGUCUGACUCUUGAUUUGGGCUCAGGUCAUGAUCUCACAAUUUGUGAGUCCAAGCCCUGUGUCAGGUUCUGCGCUGACAGUGUGGAACCUACUUGGGAUUCUCUCUUUCCCUCUUUCUCUGCCCCUCCCCUGCUUGCACUUGUGUGCUUGCUCGCUCUUUCUCUCUUUCAAAAUAAAUAAACAUUAAAAAAAAGAAGAAAAGAAACAGAGGCCCUAAAGAGAUAAUACUUAGAUAUUUUGCUAAAGUAAAAAGAGGGUCUUCUCCCCAAAUUACCUGGCACUAGAAGUCAAAAUAAAUUGUCAUUGACAAAUACUAUGUUAUAUAAUCCCAGGCCUUCAAAUUCCAGGCGGGUUCUUUCCUUUUGGGUUCCUUGUCACUGUAUUCCUUGACAGAUCACUGCCCUUUAUUGACCUUCCCUUCCCAUCAGCUCUUCCCUACCUAAAAAUUUAUUGAAAAAAGAAAAAGCUGUAUCACCCUUUGGGUUUUUCCUUUUUAAAGAUCUGUAAAUAGGGGGGCGCCUGGGUGGCUCAGUCGGUUAAGUGUCUGACUUCGGCUCAGGUCAUGAUCUCACAGUUCAUGGGUUUGAGCCCUGUGUCGGGCUCUGUGCUGACAGCUCAGAGCCUGCAGCCUGCUUCUGAUUCUGUGUCUCCCUCUCUCUCUGCUCCUCCCCCGCUCAUGCUGUGUCUCUCUCUCUCUCCUUCAAAAAUAAAUAAAAACAUUUAAAAAAAAAGUUUAAAGAUCUGUAAAUACGGGCACCUGUCUGGCUCAGUUGGUAGAGCAUGUGACUCUUGAUCUCAGCAUUGUAAAGAAGUUCGAGCCCCACAUUGGGUGUAGAAAUUACUUAAAAAUAAAAUCUUUAAAACAAAUAAGUAAACCGUCAUAAAUAAAUAUAGCAGCCUCUUUGUUUCAUUUUAGAAAAUUAAGGGGAGAAAAGACUUUACAUAUUAUGUUAGUGGCUUUUUAAAACUUUAUUUUCUGUUCCCACUAGAGGGCAUUCUUUCCUCUGAUUUUAAUUCAUAGCUUUUGUAUAUUUAUUUUUACAGAACUGCUAAAUAAAAAGAUAAAUGUAGGGGCGCCUGGGUGGCUCAGUCAGUUAAGCGUCUGACUUCCACUCAGAUCAUGAUCUCACGGUUCACGAGUUGGAGCCCCACAUCGGGCUCUGUGCUGACAGUUCAUAGCCUGGAGCCUGCUUCAUUCAGAUCUUGUGUCUGUCUCCCUCUCUCUCUGCCCCUCCCUCGCUUGCAUUCUCGCUCGCUCUCAAAAAUAAAUAAACGUUAAAAAAAAUUUUUUUUAAUAGAUAAAUGUUGAGGAUAUGAAUGUGUUCAGAUACACCUCUUACAGAUAGGAGUUGUCAGAAAUACACCAUUCUCUUCAUUUAAGCUUCAUCUGUGCCAAUAUCAAAAUUGAUGUCAAACCAUAUUUCCUAGCAUUUUUACCUCAUAAGUGAGCUUGGUUAGAUGGGGGAUCACAAAUAUCCCACCAUAACUUUAUGAUGCUGUUUGUGCAGUUACAUUUUACAGACCAGUGCUUAUCCUAAUUUAUGUUGCAAUAUGGCUAAAGCUAGAUUAUUCAAAGAUGAGUUUGCGUAUUUUAUUAUGUGGUUAACUCAGUUUUUGUAAGCUGUAUUUAAUAUAGGACAAACGAAACCUAAACAUAUUUUGUUAAUCCAGUAGAUCUCAGUGCUAACACCCAAUGGUUUUCCAGCCUUGCCUCUCAAGGCAAUAUUUUAUUUGACAGUAAGUAUUUGAACUCUUGUUUCUGUUGUGACAUCAUGCUUUUCUGCAGGAACUUUAUCCUUAACAUCUAAUCAGAAGCAGCUCCAUUCUUCUAUUAAAGAAUUGAUAAUUUGACAUGAGCCGCAUAUAUGUUCUGUUUCAGACUUUCCUGAGCCUCCUGGUACCAGGUGUCAGCUGUGAUGCAUGUUUAAAAGGAAAUUUUCGAGGUCGCAGAUAUAAGUGUUUAAUUUGCUACGAUUACGAUCUUUGUGCAUCUUGUUAUGAAAGUGGUGCAACAACCACAAGGCAUACAACUGACCACCCAAUGCAGUGCAUAUUAACAAGGGUAGAUUUUGAUUUGUAUUAUGGUGGGGAAGCUUUCUCUGUAGAGCAGCCACAGUCUUUUACUUGUCCCUAUUGUGGAAAAAUGGGCUAUACGGAGACAUCGCUCCAAGAACAUGUUACUUCUGAGCAUGCAGAAACAUCAACAGAAGUGAUUUGUCCAAUAUGUGCAGCAUUACCUGGAGGCGAUCCUAAUCAUGUCACGGAUGACUUUGCAGCUCAUCUUACACUUGAACACAGAGCCCCUAGAGAUUUAGAUGAAUCGAGUGGUGUUCGACAUGUACGUAGAAUGUUUCACCCUGGCCGGGGACUAGGAGGUCCUCGUGCUCGUAGAUCAAACAUGCACUUUACUAGCAGUUCUACUGGUGGACUUUCUUCCUCUCAGAGUUCAUAUUCUCCAAGCAAUAGGGAGGCCAUGGAUCCUAUAGCUGAGCUGCUGUCUCAGCUGUCAGGAGUGAGGCGGUCCGCGGGAGGACAGCUUAACUCUUCGGGCCCUUCCGCUUCGCAGUUGCAGCAGCUGCAGAUGCAGCUGCAGCUGGAGCGGCAGCACGCGCAGGCGGCGCGGCAGCAGCUGGAGACCGCCCGCAACGCCACCCGGCGCGCUAACACGAGCGGCGUCACCACCACGAUCACGCAGUCCACGGCAGCGACCAACAUCGCCAACACGGAAAGCAGUCCGCAGACUGUCCACAAUUCCCAGUUUCUUUUAACAAGGUUGAACGAUCCUAAAAUGUCGGAAACAGAGCGCCAGUCCAUGGAAAGUGAGCGCGCGGACCGCAGCCUGUUUGUCCAAGAGCUCCUUCUGUCCACUCUAGUGCGCGAAGAGAGCUCGUCCUCCGACGAGGAUGAACGGGGGGAGAUGGCAGAUUUCGGUGCUAUGGGCUGUGUAGAUAUUAUGCCUUUAGAUGUUGCUUUAGAAAACCUAAAUUUAAAAGAGAGUAAUAAAGGAAAUGAGCCUCCACCACCUCCUCUUUGAUGACAUCCCAAUUCGCAGACAAUGUCCUCUGUGCUGUAUUUGCCAAUGAAAGUGGACAACAACUAUCUUGGGUUUGUUUGGUGAUUGUAAUUUCAGGUCUGUCACUCUUGUUACAUUGUGUACAUUCAAAGGAAGAGAGAAAAUAUAUAUGAUAAUCAUUUCCACUUAACUAAUUUUUACUUCUAGCAGGUAAAUGUAGGUAGCAGUGCAGGGGUGAUCUCUGCUUCCUGUACCUUGACAUGCAAAAGGCUCUCCUAAUACUCCACAUUCAAACUGAAGAGGAAAAUUGAAAUCUCUAAUGAAGCUGCUGUGUGUAUUUAUGAAUAUUAAUGAAUAAAAACUGCUUGGAUGGUUUACCUUAA
Panthera uncia (snow leopard) is the source of this 17173-nucleotide messenger RNA. It is a transcript of the gene KCMF1, whose product is annotated as potassium channel modulatory factor 1. Lineage: Eukaryota; Metazoa; Chordata; Mammalia; Carnivora; Felidae. Gene Ontology annotation, biological process: synaptic signaling. Gene Ontology annotation, cellular component: plasma membrane. The record is from RefSeq and is a predicted model, not a curated record. The coding region runs from base 15630 to 16811 and encodes 393 amino acids. Gene Ontology annotation, molecular function: zinc ion binding. The transcript is spliced from 7 exons.